GUCCCUGAUCCCUUCCCCUGGCUUUCCCGUUGCUCCUCCUUCUCUCGCUGUUGCUCUUUCUCUCUGGUUCUCUUGCUAUUUAGUCUCUCUGCCUGCCAGCCCCGCCUAUCCUGGCUCCUGCCUCGCUAUUGGCCAUUCAGCGCUAUUAGAUCAUCAGACGUUUUUAGACAGGCAAAGAAUCACAGCUUCCCAGAGUUAAACAAAUUGCUCUCUGAGGACAGCCCCUGGCCCACAGAGCUGUUCUGAGAUGCACUGUUGAGCGAGUGUGUUAGAGGGUACCAAUGAAGGAGUCCCAGACCCCUGCCGUGGGCUUCUGUAAUUGGCUUUUCUUUCUCUCUGCAGUUGCCCGUGGGCUCAGCCUCGUCCAAGACACCUAGGCACUGCCACCAUCCUGGCCAGGAUGGGCCUGCUGUUCCUUGUCUUGCUGCUGUCACUUUCCUGUGUCUUGGGACUGCCAUUCUACAAUGGCUUCUACUAUUCCCAUGGCCCGCAUGGCAGGACCCUGAGCGAUGGCUACGGGGAAGGCCUAUUCAAUGGAGUGAAGCUGGUGGUGGAGACGACUGAGGAGCCCCUGUUCAGUCACCGAGGGGCCACCGUGACCCUGCCCUGUCACUACCACUAUGAGCCAGCCCUGGCGUCCCCGAGACACGUGCGUGUGAAGUGGUGGAGGCUGUCAGAGAACGGGUCUCCCGAGCAGGAUGUGCUGGUGGCCAUCGGGCCGAGGCACCGCUCCUUCGGGGACUACCAAGGGCGAGUCCAGCUGCAGCAGGACACACAGCGGGAGGUCUCGCUGGAGCUCAGGGACCUGCGGUUGGAGGACUCUGGGCGCUACCGCUGCGAGGUCAUUGAUGGGCUGGAGGACGAGAGUGGCCUGGUAGAGCUGGAGCUUCGGGGCGUGGUUUUUCCCUACCAGUCCCGCGAAGGGCGCUACCAGCUCAACUUCCACGCGGCCCAACAGGCCUGCCGGGAGCAGGACGCUGUGGUGGCUUCCUUUGAGCAGCUCUUCCGUGCCUGGGAGGAGGGUCUGGACUGGUGCAACGCCGGCUGGCUGCAGGACGCCUCUGUUCAGUACCCUAUAGCGCUGCCCCGGCAGCCUUGCGGAGGCCUCGGCCUGGCGCCGGGUGUUCGCAGCUAUGGCCAGCGCCACCGCCGCCUGCACCGCUAUGAUGUGUUCUGCUUCGCUGCUGCCCUCAAGGGGUGGGUGUACUACCUGGAACACCCCGAGAAGCUGACACUGCUGGAGGCCAGGGAGGCCUGCCGGGAAGACGGUGCGCAGAUCGCUACGGUGGGCCAGCUCUUUGCUGCUUGGAAGUUCCAUGGUCUGGAUCGCUGUGAUGCUGGCUGGCUGGCAGAUGGAAGUGCCCGCUACCCCAUAGUUCACCCACGUCCCAACUGUGGGCCCCCCGAGCCAGGAGUACGGACAUUCGGCUUCCCAGACCCACAGGCCCGCUAUGGUGUCUACUGUUACCGCCAGCGCCAGCGUUAGCAGAGUGGCCAGCUGUGCAUUCGUCCCGCCCCCAUCCCCCGACUUCCUGACACAAGGGUCCACCUUGCCUUUUGCGGGUUGGGGCACUGUUUAUAUUAUUUUUAUACUUUCCAGUUUAAACAUUUUGUUUUGUUUUGUUUCUUGAGACUGGGUUUCU
Myodes glareolus (Bank vole) is the source of this 1643-nucleotide messenger RNA. The record is from RefSeq and is a predicted model, not a curated record. NCBI's taxonomy places the organism in Eukaryota, Metazoa, Chordata, Mammalia, Rodentia, Cricetidae.